GAGCCAACAACAGAGAAUAAGAAAAUGUGCCUGUGUUCAAAUCAUCCGAGACGUGUUAACAAUAUUUAAUUGAAAGUUUCGAAUACACUAAAGUAAAAUUUGAAGUAGAAAGAAAAAAAAACAACAAAAAAAAAAAUAUUAUUAAAAAUGCGUCUGGGUGCGACAAUGCCGAAUUUCAAAGCCGAAACCACAAUGGGUAAAAUACGUUUUUUCGAUUGGCAAGGCGAUUCGUGGGUCAUACUGUUCUCACAUCCUUCGGAUUUCACACCCGUCUGUACUACCGAGCUGGCUCGUAUGGCCGUCCGUUUGCCGGAGUUCACAAAACGUAAUGCCAAGUGUUUGGCUCAUUCAGUUGAUGAUUUGCAAUCACAUCAUAAAUGGGUGCAAGAUAUUCAGUCAUAUUGUCAUGAUGUCCCAAAGAGUUUCCCCUAUCCCAUCAUCGCUGAUCCACGCCGUGAUUUAGCUAUACUCUUCGGCAUGCUGGAUGAAGAUCAGAGGCGAGAUCCAGUUAUUGCGCAAACAAUUCGUGCACUCUACAUUAUCAGUCCCGAUCAUAAAGUACGCUUAUCAAUGUUUUAUCCGUUGUCCACCGGUCGAAAUGUUGAUGAAAUUUUACGUUGUCUGGAUUCACUGCAAUUAACAUAUCGGCUAAAAGUUGUAGUCACACCGGUCGACUGGACUCCGGGCGACAGUGUAAUGAUUGAACCCGAUGUGACCGAGGGAGAGGCGAACAAGUUAUUCCCGAAGGGAUACAAGAAAGUGCCACUCCCAUCCGGCAUUGAAUAUGUCAGAACAACGCAAGAUUACUAAAUCUUCAAGUAAAAUAUAAAUAAUAGUUCAUAAAAAAAUAUAUUAAAUUAGUUUAGCAAUUUUCCUCAUUUCGAGCAGAGUUGAUGCCCCUGACAUUCUUUGUAAAACAGUGCUUAUCAUUUCAAAAAUGAUUUUGUGCUUAAUUUUUUAAUUAUUGUUACUUUAAAGUAUAUAAGGAACAAAAAUAAUAUAUUUUAAGUAUAAUUCACUUAAGUUGUUUUAAUUUGAGCGUCGCUAAAUAAAGUAAAUAUGGAUAUAUAAAUAAAUAAAAAAAAUUA
Molecule: messenger RNA, 1088 nt
Organism: Ceratitis capitata (Mediterranean fruit fly)
Lineage: Eukaryota; Metazoa; Arthropoda; Insecta; Diptera; Tephritidae
Product: peroxiredoxin-6
Exons: 4
Coding region: 148-810 (220 amino acids)
Biological process (GO): cell redox homeostasis; cellular oxidant detoxification
Cellular component (GO): cytosol; mitochondrion
Molecular function (GO): peroxiredoxin activity
Source: RefSeq, a predicted model, not a curated record